AUGUGUGAUGGAGGUGGAUUGGUACUAAAUCGAUUAAUUGGUACCCAAGAAAUGGAUAUUUUGAACCCAUUCAUAUUGUUAGAUGAAAUCGAUAGCACAUCACCCGAAGAAUAUUCAUAUGGAUUUCCUUGCCACCCACAUCGUGGUCUUCAAUUGGUUACAUAUAUGCUAGAGGGUGAAAUGGCCCAUACUGAUUCAUUGGGAAACAACGAAACAUUAAAAGAAGGUGAUUUGCAAUGGAUAUUAGCAGGAAAAGGCAUUUACCAUUCAGAGAUGCCAGUAAUAAAGAACGAAGAUAAUAAACUAUGGGUAAUACAUUAUUGGGUAACAUUACCAAAGCAACACAAAAUGAUCAAUCCAGAUUAUCAACAUAUAUCCUCAUCAAAGGUACCACAAAUUAAAUAUCAACGAGGCAAUGCUUCAUUCGAAAUCAAAGUUAUAUCGGGCCACUAUGAAAACUAUAAAUCACCUCUAAAUAGUAUUGGAAUAACACCAAAUGUAGUGGAUAUAAAAAUGCAGUUUUUAGUACCAUCCAUAAACCAAGAUCAACUAUUCUCUGAACCAAUUAGCAUCAAUCUAUGUGGUAAUUCAAAUUCAUUCAUCCUAGUCCUAAGUGGUUCAAUCUCCAUCAAUCAAUCUAAAUUAAUUGACCAAGGUCAUUUCAUUGUAUUUAAUAAUAAUAAAAAUUCAAAAAAGUUCAAAGAGUCCGAUGAAUAUGACGAUAUUAAUAGUACAGAAUUAGUCCAAGAAGAUAGAUUAAUACAAAUUACUUCAAAUAACAAUUUUAGAAUAAUGUUUUUUUCAGCAGAGAUUUUAAAUGAACCAAUUGUAAAGUUUGGACCUUUUGCAAUGAAUAGUAUUACCGAAAUUCAUCAAUGUUUUAUUGAUUUUAAAGGUGUUUAA
Molecule: messenger RNA, 903 nt
Organism: Dictyostelium purpureum
Lineage: Eukaryota; Evosea; Eumycetozoa; Dictyosteliales; Dictyosteliaceae
Exons: 1
Coding region: 1-903 (300 amino acids)
Source: RefSeq, a predicted model, not a curated record